Molecule: messenger RNA, 995 nt
Organism: Ostreobium quekettii
Lineage: Eukaryota; Viridiplantae; Chlorophyta; Ulvophyceae; Bryopsidales; Ostreobiaceae
Source: the annotation of a GenBank genome assembly
CGAGCGUGUACGACGUGAUUAAACACUAUGAGGUCGGGGAGGACGUCGGCUAUGGAGGUUACGCAGUGGUGAAGAAGGGGCGGGACAAACAGACGGGGGACCAGGUGGCCAUCAAGAUUGUGGACAAGUCGAAGUACGAUCCCGGCGACGAUCGUCUGGAGCACGAGAUAAAUGUGCUGCUCCAGAUCUCGCACCAGCGCUGUAUACAGGUCUAUGAUGUCUUUGUGACGCACCAGAAGGUUUUCAUCGUCACCGAGUUCGUGACUGGAGGGGAGGUGCUGGACAGGCUGCAGAGGCUUGGCCCCUACUCUGAGAAGGCGGCCAGCAUCCUCAUCAGGGAUGUCAUCGAAGGGGUGGCAUACCUGCAUGAGCAUGGCGUUGUGCACCGAGACCUCAAGCUUGAGAACCUCCUUCUGAUGGACGAGAGCCUGGAUUCCAAGGUCAAGAUCGCUGACUUCGGCCUGUCGAAGUUUUUCGGAAAGGAUGAGACUGUGCUGGCCACGAUGUGCGGCUCCCCAGAGUAUGUAGCCCCGGAGGUGCUGGGCGUGGAUGAACUAUCUGACCACUACACCCCUGCUGUGGACAUGUGGAGCAUUGGCGUCGUGCUGUAUGCCAUGAUGUGCUGCUACACGCCAUUCUACGACGACAAUCAGACCAGGAUGUACCGGAACAUCACAACUGGACGGUGGAAUAAGGAGGACCCUAACUGGAAACGACUCUCACCCCAGCUGAAGGAUCUGAUCAGCAGGCUACUGAAGGUCGAUCAGACUGCACGUCUGACAGCUAAGAGAGCUCUGGAUCAUCCCUGGGUCAAGGGGACCUGCUUUGCAGCCGAUGAGCCCAUGGGCCCCGUGCACCCAUUUGCUGACCUUGUCCGUCAGCAGAUGGAGAUUGAGGAUGAACAGAUCGAGGAGGCAGAGGACGAGCCCCAGACGUCAGCCAUGACCGACUACAUGCAGAAUGCGCGCACCCGCAACUCGAGCGCGCGCUGGUGA